AUGCGGCUUGACGUCAUCAUCGCCGCGUCUCUCUCAGCCGCUCUCACCUUCUUCCUCUCCCGUCGCCUCGCUCCGUCCAAACCCGACUCAAAACCGUCAAAAGACGUGAACGCCUCCGUCGACGAUGACGGAAUCGACAGAAAAUCGCCACCUCAACCCAUCGCCUCCUUCUCGUCCCCGGAUACCGCCAACGUGAAAUCUCUGCCACGUGUACGGUCGGAGAUGGAGGUGGAGGACGAGCAGGACUAUCAUUUCCUCACGGUAGCGGCGGAGGAGGCGGAGGCGGGCGCGUUGGAGAAGGACGGCGGGCCGUUCGGCGCGGUGAUCGUGCGCGACGGGGAGAUAGUGGCGCGCGCGCACAACGAGGUGCUGAAACACAAGGACCCCACGUGCCACGCCGAAAUCAUCGCCAUCCAGAAGGUGCGCGGUAGACUGAGCUUUUCGGACGUUUCUGUCUAA
Closterium sp. Yama58-4 is the source of this 459-nucleotide messenger RNA. Lineage: Eukaryota; Viridiplantae; Streptophyta; Zygnematophyceae; Desmidiales; Closteriaceae. The record is from the annotation of a GenBank genome assembly.